UUAAUACAUGGAGGACACCUUGGACAAUCAAAAAUGAAGAUGUUUGCCUGUUCCUACGUGUGGUGGCCAAACAUGGACAAAGACAUUGAAGCGAAAAGUCGGGCCUGCGAAGCUUGUGCUUCAGUCCCUCACAGGAACGAAAAUGUUCCCCUACACCAAUGGGAAGUGCCAAAACGACCCUGGUACCGAAUCCAUACAGAUUUCAACACCAUGUACUUGGUGGUGAUCGACACGUACAGCAAGUGGCCUGAAGUCACUUUGAUGCCGUCGACCAGAGCUGAGCGGACGGUGGAAGCAUUCAAGGAAAUCAUCCUUGUUCACGGACUGCCGGAGCAGGUAGUCAGCCAUAAUGGACCACAGUAUACUAGUGCCAUUUUUAAGAAUUUUCUAGAGGAACAAGGAAUUCAACACAUCUUAACACCACCGUACCACCCUCAGUCAAACGGCUUAGCCGAAAACUUUGUGAGGACAUUGAAGUCUGCCUUGCGAAAAUUGAAGGGAGAGGAAAAGGAAGGACUGAGACAGUUCCUCCCCAAGUAUAGGGUGACACCACACUCUACGACGAGACAACCCCCAUGCGAGAUGCUAAACAAGCGACACUACAGAACGACGAUGGAUUUGAUCAAAUCAGGCCAGUCGUCCGAUGGUUCUCGUGAGCGGGCUCGCCAAAAGAGCAACUACGACAAGAGAAGUCGCGACCGGACAUUUCAAAUAAAUCAGAAAGUCUGGAUGCAGGAUAGGUUAAAGAAGAACCAUUGGAUCGAAGGUGUGGUCGUCAGCCAAGAAGGACGGGUUAUGUUUGAAGUAGUGACGGAAGAUCACAAGCGACACCGGGUACAUGCAGAUCAGACGAAGAAACGAAUCUGCGAAGAAGACUGA
Ixodes scapularis (black-legged tick) is the source of this 879-nucleotide messenger RNA. RefSeq lists its product as uncharacterized. The record is from RefSeq and is a predicted model, not a curated record. The coding region runs from base 34 to 879 and encodes 281 amino acids. Gene Ontology annotation, molecular function: nucleic acid binding. Lineage: Eukaryota; Metazoa; Arthropoda; Arachnida; Ixodida; Ixodidae. Gene Ontology annotation, biological process: DNA integration. The transcript is spliced from 2 exons.